CGCACUCGCACAGACAGGCACACACGCCCUUGCAGUAAGUGAAAGUGAAACUUAAGGAACAGCAGAAUCCCACAGGAGAAAAGAGACACGGAGCUCGUCGACUGGUUGGAACAUUUGACUCUUCGCUGAUUUCACUUCUAAAAACAUGAACAUGCCACAGACAUGGAGGAUUGUCCUUCUGGGAAAAACCGGAGUUGGAAAGAGCAGCCUUGCCAACAACAUAUUUGAAGAGGCCAAAUUCAAAAUAAACAAUUUCAGUGACUUGGAAAUGCAUUCCACCACAGCCGAAACAAAAUCUGUCAAUGGCAAACGCAUCACUUUGAUUGACACUCCUGGUUUCUUUGACCCGAGCAGGUCUGAGGAGGAGAUGAAGCUUGAGAUGAUGAGGUGCAUCACAGAGUGCGCUCCUGGGCCUCAUGCCUUUCUCAUUGUGUUUAAAGUGGAGAAAUUCAUUGAGCACAAUAAGGCUGUCGUCUCACAAAUGUGUAAAUACUUCUCUAAAAAUGCUCUAAAAUAUGCCGUGAUUGUCUUCACUCAUGGCGACCAGCUGCUAGAGGGAAUGACACUGGAGAAGUAUAUCGAGGAAAGUGGGGAUCUGGGUGACCUGGUGAAGAAGUGCGGGGGCCGAUGCCUCGUCGUCGAUAAUAAAUACUGGAAGGACAACCAAGGGGACGACAGAAGCAACCAGGUCCAGGUGGCAAAGCUGCUCAGCACCAUCAGCCAGAUAGUGGUAGAAAACAAGGGAAGAUUCUACACAGACAAAAAGCUACGCCAAGUCGGGGAAAAGAUAGGGGAAGAGGUCAUUAGACUAUCAUCAGGAAACAUGUCACAGGAAGAGAUCAGGGAGCAGGCGAAACGCAACGUCUUUAAGAUGCAGGUAGACGAUGCAGCUCGGGGGUCUGCAAUCACACAAAUGUUGUGUUGUUGUUAGUCUAGUUACUCGUACAGCUGAGUAUGAAUGCUGCCAAUAAAAACAGAUUCAAUUACUUUUAA
Molecule: messenger RNA, 993 nt
Organism: Cyclopterus lumpus (lumpfish)
Lineage: Eukaryota; Metazoa; Chordata; Actinopteri; Perciformes; Cyclopteridae
Product: GTPase IMAP family member 9-like
Exons: 2
Coding region: 146-931 (261 amino acids)
Molecular function (GO): GTP binding
Source: RefSeq, a predicted model, not a curated record